UAUAACUGCAUUUAUUAAAUGGGACUUGAUUUAUUUUCAAUUUUUGAUAGACUUAUACAUCAAAAACAAGAGUGUGCUGUGUUGCCAGUGAAAGCAAUAUCUUAGCUUUUGUUUUUUAUAAAGCUGUAGAAUAUAUCUACUAGUACUAAUUAAAUUUAAAAUAAUAUUAGAAAUAGAAUCUAAUUAAUGCUGGAUUUCGAAAGUUUCGUACAAUGGAUACGCAUAUUUUGAUACUGUGUAAAGGUCCAGAAUUUCUUGAUACUGUUGUUAUCCAUUUGAGAGAAUUGAUUGAAAAACUCAGAACAAUUGCCAAGUGGGAAUUUCAAGCACCUCAUUUGACUCCUCUUUUAAAAAGAGAACACAUCUAUAUUUCCUGCUUAAUUUAUGGAUCAGAGAUUAUAGGAGACUCAGUCAGAUGGAAAGAAAUUGCACUUGGACCUGACUUUGAAGAAUGUCUAACUACAGCAUUAGAAGGAUUUAAGGAAAAGGCUAUUCAUGGUGAUGUUUCACCACAACAUGAUGACGUGUAUCAAUAA
Molecule: messenger RNA, 536 nt
Organism: Limulus polyphemus (Atlantic horseshoe crab)
Lineage: Eukaryota; Metazoa; Arthropoda; Merostomata; Xiphosura; Limulidae
Exons: 3
Coding region: 213-536 (107 amino acids)
Source: RefSeq, a predicted model, not a curated record